Messenger RNA from Paramecium octaurelia, 1557 nucleotides. The record is from the annotation of a GenBank genome assembly. NCBI's taxonomy places the organism in Eukaryota, Ciliophora, Oligohymenophorea, Peniculida, Parameciidae.
AUGGAAAGCUUCUUAGAAAAAAAAAGUCCUGUUCUUAUAAAAGGAUGGCAAAAGAGAUAUUUUGUUUAUUGUGAUAAUCUACUCUUAUAUUUUAAAAACAAAGUGGAUUUACCUCCUUAUCAACCAAAAGGUAUUUAGAAAUAUCUAAUGAUAAAGGAGUUAUAAUGAAAUAGAAUAUUGUGUAGGUGGAUUAUUUAGACCCUAAUAAAAACGAGUUUAUUAUUCAUGUUGGUUAGAGAAAAUUUUAGUUAAAAGCAGAAAACAAGGAAAUAAAGGAAAAAUGGGUAUUCAUAAUGUUUGAUUUUCAGCUAGAUAUUUUGAAAGUACCAUUUAAUUAAACAUCCAAAACAAAGUCUGAAUUAUCCACUAUGAAUAAGGUCAAGUGGUAAUCAAUAAUUAUUUUCAAGGCAUGAAAUACCUAUACAAACAAUAAUUUAAUUUUAUUUGAGAAGAGAAGAAAUUUUAUCCAAUAUUAUUUAAUAAAAAACACAAGAUACAUAAAGUUCAUUAAUUAAAUCAUCCUAUAUCUAAUAGACAAUUGAAGCUAUGGGUGAUAAAGUAAUAUUUAGUAAAAUAUAAGAACAAAGAGUUUAUUUUGAGAUUGUUGGUUGAAAAAAAGUCUGUCAAGAAUCCAUUAGUUAAAAAGAAGAGAUGGUUGUUGCUUUUCACUUCCAUAAGUAUUGAGUCUUUAGACUAGAUUCAUUAAUUUAUUAAGUUCAUUCCUUAAUAAUACACUUUGGAUACUAUAAAUUUAUUAAAAUAUGAAAACAACUUGGCAACAUUGACAAGUAAUAGUUAUAUGUAAUAGCGUAAUAGAGACAACUAUAGAAUUAUACUAAAUCUAAAAUUUACAGUUUGUUGUUACUAAUGAAUAUCAAAUAAAUUUUAUAUACAAUGGUAGAGUAUUCGAAUUAAUAUUUCCUUAUUUAAGUGAUGCUAAAAAACUACAUGAUUAUAUCUUUAAAUGUUAACAAAUUAAUAAUAGUAUGCCUGUUUAAGUAAGUAGAACUAAUUAAAUACCUGUAUAUAAAAUGUAGGAUAGUAAAAGAAGAAUUAUUAAUCUGAAGGGAAAAACUAUUUUAGAGAGCUAAGUAGAAAAGAAGAUUAAUUCAACUCAAUGGAAAAAUGUUAUUCUUACUCUGAAGGAGCAUGCUUUAUUUUGGGAAUUCGUUGAUACUGAAGAAUAUUCAAAUAUUGAGUUGAAAUCUAUAUCAACAAUUGAGUAAUGUAAUAGAAUGUUCACUAUUAUUGUAAGCUAUUGAAAUUCUAUGUUAGGUAAAUGAUUAAAAUACAGUUCAAUAACAAUUUAGAGUAUCAACAAUACAUGAAGCCGAUGAGUGGACUGGGUAAUUAUCAUAUUUGACAGAUGUUGAAAUUACAUUUAAAGUAUUGGAGAAAUCACAAACUCUAUAAAAUUAUUAAUAAAAUGCAUUAACAAACUAAUCCUAGACUUAAUAAUUAAACAAAUAAAAGACUUAAUAAUAAUAGUUAGAAUAAAAGAAACCCUCUUUUUUUCAAUAGUUUUUUUGUUGGGGAGGUGAGAGAAAAGAAUAAUGA